GAGAAAGAGGGAGGGAGGGCCACGGAAGGCCGCGGUUGAUUUUCACAAACCACGUCACGCGCUGCACGUGAACCGCACCAAGUCCCAAAACCCACUCUGUAACAUGUAUUUUCACCAAAGAUUCAAGGGCAUUUUCGUCACAGUUCAGAACCACUAGCCAUAAUCGCCGAGGAAUCCAAACCGCUUCGUCACUAAUCGCCGAGGAAUUAGAGCUCGACCCCAAAUUCCGAGGAAUUCACGCAUUCGUGCGAUAAAUCGCCUAGGAAUUCGAUCGCUAUCUCCUAAUCGCCGAUGGAUUCAUAGAACUUGCCCUGCUACAGGCCAGGAAUCAGACAUCCUCGUCUUGAUCGCCGACGUAUUGGGGCAAAAUCGCCGAGGAAUUGGAUAUAAUCUCCGAGUAAUUGGAACAGCUGCAAAACUGUAUAUAUGCAUUUCAUAACCUUGUUUUGGACAUUGCUUCGGUUAUGGUCCAAACCAGAAGAGUGAGAGAGAUGAACCCUUAGCCCUAAAAAUUCGCGCAAAUUACCAUUUUAACCCUGACCAUGGAUACUCCACCUGAGGAGCUUCUGAAGAAGAUUCAGGAGCUUGAAGCUGGCCAUGCCCUCCUCAAAAAGGAGGUCUCGAGGUUAAUGGUGGACUCUAAAGAGAGAGGAGGGGACCAUAGUAAGAGGUCUCACUCUGUGUCUCCUCAGAGAAGGUUUGUUGGGACCAUGAGGAGCUCUGACUCUCCUUCUCCUUCGCCUUUUCACCAUUCGUCGCCUUUGCAGAGAGAGAGCAGACGUGGAGGGGCUUUGAGGAGUGGGGGAGGGAGGGGCGCGAGAAUGAAUUUCACUGAUCGGCAGUACCUUAACAUUUUGCAGUCGAUGGGGCAGUCGGUUCAUAUAUUUGAUCUCUCGGGGUCGAUAAUUUACUGGAAUCGGUCUGCAGAACUUCUAUAUGGCUAUUCAGCAACAGAAGCCCUUGGUCAAGAUGCCCUUGAACUCCUCAUUGAUGCUCGUGACUUUGAUGUUGUGAGUAAUAUAAUAAAGCGAAUAACCAUGGGGGAAAACUGGACUGGGCAGUUCCCUGUAAAAAAUAAAUUGGGGGAGCGGUUUUCUGCUAUAUUCACAAAUACCCCAUUUUAUGACGAUGAUGGUACAUUGGUUGGUAUUAUUUGUGUUUCAAGCGAUGUGAGACGCUUUCAGGAAGCUGGAAUCGAUUUCAACAAUACAAAGUCUGUUGGGUCUGAAUCAAGUUAUGUUCAGUCAAGAAGCAUGCCCCCGAAUAGGAGCGGCACAGAUGACCAACAUCCCCUACAAGCUGCCAUUGCUUCCAAAAUAUCCAAUUUGGCAUCGAAGGUGACUAGCAAGGUGCGCUCCCACAUACGCAUCAGUGAGAACACCACAGAACGUGAAGGUGGUAGUGGGGAUAGCCAAUUCUCUGAUCAUGCAUGCUCUGAUGUUGGCUUUCCUUUUGACCAUAAUAGAGAGGAUGCAACUUCUAGUGGAGCCAGCACGCCAAGAAGUGAUGCCCCACCACCUCAAAUGGGUAACUCACCCACAACUCCAUCAGAAAGAUCUCCAAGAAAAGUUUGUAAAGAUACACCAGAGGGCACUGAAGGGAAAAUUGGGAUUCACAAAAUCAUAAGCUCAAAAGCAGAGGCAUGGAUUGGGAAAAAAGGGAUAACGUGGCCAUGGAGGGGAGGUGAUGGGGGUGAUGGGGAUGAAAAUAAAGCUCGUUUUGCUUGGCCAUGGUUGAAUAAUGAGAGGGAAAAUAACCAAAGUUCUGAGAAGGCAUCUGAGGCUGGUGUGAGACCAGAAAACCAAGCUUUUGAUAAUAAUCAUGGGGGGAACAAUGAGGCUCCUGGAUCCUGGUCAUCUUUUAAUGUCAAUAGUAUGAGUAGCAUAAGCAGUAGUGGAAGUACUAGUAGUAGUGCCAUCCAAAAAGUGGACAUGGAAACUGAUAGUCUAGAUUGUGAAAUACCAUGGGAGGACCUGACUAUAGGAGAACAAAUCGGUCAAGGUUCUUGUGGGACUGUCUAUCAUGGCCUAUGGUACGGAUCGGAUGUGGCAAUCAAGGUGUUUGCCAAGCAAGAAUAUUCUGAAGAUGUUAUUGCUUCCUUCAGACAAGAGGUAUCUCUUAUGAAGAGGCUGCGGCAUCCUAAUGUACUUCUUUUUAUGGGAGCAGUUACUUCUCCUCAACGUCUUUGCAUUGUUACAGAGUUCCUUCCACGUGGUAGUUUAUUUCGGUUGCUCCAAAGAAGCACACCCAGAUUCGAUUGGAGAAGACGCAUUCACAUGGCAAUGGAUAUUAUUCGUGGCAUGAAUUAUCUUCAUCACCGUAACCCUCCGAUUGUUCACCGUGAUCUGAAAUCAUCAAAUCUUCUUGUUGACAAGAACUGGACCGUAAAGGUUGGAGAUUUUGGCCUUUCCAGACUCAAACCUGAUACAUAUCUGUCUACAAAAACAGGAAAAGGAACGCCACAAUGGAUGGCUCCCGAAGUUCUUCGUAAUGAACUCUCUGAUGAGAAGUCGGAUGUUUACAGCUUUGGAGUUAUAUUAUGGGAGCUAGUGACUGAGAAGAUCCCGUGGGAGAAUCUCAAUUCGAUGCAGGUUAUCGGCGCUGUGGGAUUCAUGAACCAGCGACUAGAGAUCCCAAAAGACACAGACCCUCAAUGGGCAUCGAUAAUCGAGAGUUGCUGGCAUACUGAUCCCCAAUGCCGACCAACAUUCCAUGAACUUCUUGAUAGAUUCAAAGACUUGCAAAGGCGCUCUACAGCACAGGCACAUCAGCCAUUACGUGCUGCCCCUGCCGAUGGUAUUCAAAGAGGAUUACAGGAGUAAAAAGCGUGAAAAAUAGAAAGAGAAACUAUUACAUGCCAUGCUGCCUUGGUAUCUGAAGCUAUUUAAUUUUUACCACGUUCAAAGGUUGCAGAUUUAUAUGAUUAUACAGAAACUGCUGUGUUUGGGUGAAGCUCUGCCAUGUGUUAUUCCAAGUUGAUAUGCUCCCAUUGGUUCACAUGAGCCCAUUUCUUUUCUUUUUUGAACUUUAGGACCAUUUUUUAGCUUUCCCAAUCCUUGUGUAUAAUGGUAUCCGGUAACAUUUUGUGACUCAUGUGCUAUGUUUUCAUACGUACUUCCUGUGUAUUAUAAUGCAAAAAUGUUCUUUUUCUUGUUUU
This is a messenger RNA of Amborella trichopoda, 3157 nucleotides long. RefSeq lists its product as uncharacterized. Gene Ontology annotation, biological process: protein phosphorylation; regulation of DNA-templated transcription. Gene Ontology annotation, molecular function: ATP binding; protein serine/threonine kinase activity. Lineage: Eukaryota; Viridiplantae; Streptophyta; Magnoliopsida; Amborellales; Amborellaceae. The record is from RefSeq and is a predicted model, not a curated record.